AUGCCGCCUUCUAUUGACAGCGCCAUCCUCACUACACUAAACCUAGACAAGAAUCAAACCACUAUAUCCUCCGCCGGCGGAUCAGGCUUCUCAUCCACGUUUAAGCUCUCAACCACAAAAGAUGGCCAGCCCUUUGAUUACUUUGUCAAAACAGGUUCCGGCGAGGGAGCUAGAAUAAUGUUUGAAGGCGAACAUGCCUCUCUCAACGCCAUCCACAACGCCGUCCCCAAUUUCUGCCCCCAGUCAUACUGCCAAGGCCCCAUGCAGCAAUCCAACAAGUACUUCCUCGCUACGGAUUUCCUCCAGCUAGGCUACUCCGACUCAAAAGGCUCCGGCAUCUCCUUCGCGGCAAAGCUAGCCAAGCUCCAUACAACACCCGCGCCCAUCCCAGAGGGCUUUGACACUCCCAUGUUUGGCUUCCCUGUUUCGACAUGUUGCGGGGAUACAGAGCAGGACAACUCCUGGAAGUCCUCAUGGGCAGACUUUUACGCCGAGAACAGACUGCGCUGCAUCAUGAAGAAGAUUGUAAAAAACCAUGGGCCGGAUGGCGAAGCAGCCGACAUGGUGGAAAAGGUUGCCAGCAACGUCGUCCCGCAACUCAUUGGAGAUGAGCGGAUGAGCAUCACGCCGGUGGUGAUACACGGUGAUCUCUGGAGUGGAAACCAUUCGGCAGGUCAGAUUGCCGGAAAGGGCGGUCGCGAAGAAAUUGUCUUUGAUCCUUCUUGUGUCUAUGGCCACUCAGAGUACGAGCUCGGCAUCAUGAACAUGUUUGGAGGCUUUGGCAGUUCCUUUUGGAGAGAGUAUGAGAAGUUGGUUCCAAAAGCAGAGCCUGUAGAGGAAUGGGAUGACCGGGUCUCGCUCUAUGAACUAUACCAUCAUUUAAACCACUAUGCGAUUUUUGGGUCUGGGUACCGUGGAGGGGCCAUGUCAAUCAUGAAGAAGCUCAUAUCCAAGUACGGUAGCUAA
Molecule: messenger RNA, 966 nt
Organism: Trichoderma atroviride IMI 206040
Lineage: Eukaryota; Fungi; Ascomycota; Sordariomycetes; Hypocreales; Hypocreaceae
Source: RefSeq, a predicted model, not a curated record